Molecule: messenger RNA, 1967 nt
Organism: Clarias gariepinus (North African catfish)
Lineage: Eukaryota; Metazoa; Chordata; Actinopteri; Siluriformes; Clariidae
Gene: stxbp6l
Product: syntaxin binding protein 6 (amisyn), like
Exons: 7
Coding region: 106-984 (292 amino acids)
Source: RefSeq, a predicted model, not a curated record
GAGAGAGAGAAUGGCUGAGAUUUAUUCAGAGCAAAUCAACUAAAGUGAGACGAAGCUGAGACGAGGCUGAGGCGAGUCAACAACCAGCAGCUGCAGGUUCAGACGAUGACGAUCCAGUCAAUGAUUAAAAAAGAGAUCUUCUCUCCACUCCAUGAGAAGUUAUUAACAGUGAUUGAAGUGAGGAAGAGGAGGAGGAGAAGGCUGACCUUCAUCCCAGCAGGGCGUAAAGGGGAAUACAUCACCUUCCUCUGUCUGUCAGUGACGAAUAAAAAGCCAGCUCAAGUUUUUAUCACCAAAGUGAAGCAGUUUGAAUUUUCUCCACAAUUUGAGAAACGCUCACACUGGAGUCUGGACCAACUACGCCGUGUCGACGGUAUCGAUCCUGAAAAGGACAGUCCAGAUUUUGAUCUGGUGUUUGAUCACGGGUCUGAUCAGUGGGUCGCUGCAUCAUCAGCUGAGAAAUGCAUGUUCAUUCAGAUCCUCUAUCAUCUCUGCCAACAUUACUGGAAGAGUCAGAGGGAGCUGAGUGUCACAGCGCCCCCUGGGGGUCAGAAACCCAUCUCCACCUCCACUAUCCCUGCAUCCACCUCCAUGUCCUCAUCCUCCACCAUUGUUACCUCCACAUCCACCGAACAAAUAACUUCCCUGGAGAAAAAGAAGAAGAAAAGUCGUGAUGCACCGCGCCCAACUGAAUUCAUUAACUGCCAGCCCAAAUUACUGGGAGAUGCCUGCUCGUUAAACAUCGUUAUCUACCGCUGUAAGAUCUUCCUGCACAGAUUGAGGAACUCCAUGACCUCUGCUCAGGAACCAAGUCCCAGUCAGAACGCUCCUCCUGUGAAGGUGGGCGUGGUCAGCUCCUCCCCUCCCGCGCAGAGCUUUAUAGGAGCGGUGGGGCGGAGGGCGAGUCAGGUGUUCAGCGAGCGAGGGGAGUUUAAACAACUCGCUGAAAAUGUACACAAGCUUGCCCAGAAACAUCGAGAUUAAUUGAAUCUGACUCCUCCAUCUCCACCAUGUGUGUUUACAGGAGUUUGUAAUAAUCUUUAAUAAUCUCAGUGUAUACUGUACAUGUGAUCGAGCCACUAGAGGGCGAUACUGAGUUCUAAAAAAAAAAAAAAAGGCUGAGGUUCACAUUGUAAGACAUAAUCACUGUGUGUUGUUAUAUAAUUCAUACAAUAACAUUGUAACAAUAACAGCACUGGACUGGUGUUACACAAAUACACACAUGAUUAUUAAUAUAGUAAUUCUGGUUGUAUUAAUAUAAUUAACAGUAUUUACACACCUGCAGUACUGUUAGUUAGGAGGACCCAAAGCUAUAUUUUAGGUUUAAUACGUUUAUAAGGUUUAUAUCUGGUCAUUUUAAUGUUUAAUGGAUUAAUGUUGUAACUGUGAAGUGGAAUUUAACUGGUUUGUAUUCAGGAUUUUCCUUGUGGAAUAAACCACACCUCAUAGCGUGAUACCACCACCACCAUGCUUCACACCGGGCCAGAAGCAGAAUUUUUAGUCACAUUAAUAAUAAGAAUAAUGAGUUUGUUUAUUUAUGUAUUUAUGUUUUUAUUUAUUUAUUUAUUUAUUUGUCUCUGUUGACAAAAAAAUCCUUCAACAGUACAAAGGAAGAUUAUACAGUAAAGUGUACAAUAAUAUCUGUGUCUUAAUUAUUAAAGACAAAUUAAUUUUUUAUGUUUUUAAUGUUUGUAAUUGGUCUAUAGUCAUGUAUUAACAAUGUUAAUGGCUUUAGUCUCUGCUGUGGGUUUUUACGGCUGAUUAAGCAGCACAGGUUUAUAAAUGAUGUAAGAACCAGUGUGUGUGUGUGUGUGUGUGUGUGUGUGUGUGUAUGGCUGAGUGUGUGUUGUACUACUGUAAUAACAGAAACGUCCUUGGUUAAUAAUUGUUGUUGUUUGUCUUUUGUCCUUUAUUGUUCUGUCAGUUCUUGUGCCUAAUGUAUGAACAUUAAACUGAGUUUGUCCCCA